Zychaea mexicana is the source of this 3802-nucleotide messenger RNA. RefSeq lists its product as uncharacterized. Gene Ontology annotation, biological process: protein phosphorylation; signal transduction. The transcript has 14 exons. The record is from RefSeq and is a predicted model, not a curated record. Bases 1 to 3441 code for a protein of 1146 amino acids. Gene Ontology annotation, molecular function: ATP binding; protein serine/threonine kinase activity. NCBI's taxonomy places the organism in Eukaryota, Fungi, Mucoromycota, Mucoromycetes, Mucorales, Lichtheimiaceae.
AUGUCUAUCGGUGCUCUGGAACAAGAGGUUAUCGAUAUGAGACAACUUGCUCACUCUGAAUCCGACGACAAAAAGGAUCAAGAAGCAAAAAUUCGCGAGCUUCAAGCAAAGAUUGACAAGAACAAGCAGUUGCGCGACAAGGCCAUCCAAAUGCGAGAGCUAUUGGUGGACCGAAACGGCAGAGCACAAUGCGAAACGCAAAUCAAGGAGCAUCAAAAGUACGUGGACUACUUUUCAGAAGAGCUGCACAAGUUGCAGACGAGAACCCACCGGACUAGCUCGGACGAUCUUGCGUCUCCUACUACUCCCAAUGCCUCCGCAGCCGAUAAUGAUAGCCCUGCACAGUCGCCUUCAAUGUCUGCUCCUCCUCGCUCGAGCAGUAUGCCAUCCAGCAAAGAGGAAUCUUCAAAGAAGAAGUACACAAAUUUAGAUCUCUUGACAACCGAUAUUCCUUACAAUAAGCCCAAGGUGUCUUUAAAGUUGCAUGAGCUGGAAUACAAGUUGGAUGUCGAAAAGAAGGUGUUGACCGGUAUUAAAACCAUGGCGGCUGCAUUGGAACGUGAUCCCUCGGCUGGCGACCGGCGGCAACGUGGUGAAGUGCAAGGCCAGUUGUAUGAAAGUAUUGAAAAGCGUAAUUUGCUCGACAAGGCACUCAAAAAGUACAAAGGUCUCUACAUUGGUGAAGGAGACGAAGACGAUUACGAACUCGAGACGCCUCUUUCUGCCCGUGUACCACCCGGAUUCCGACGUCCUGUCAGUGGAAAACUGCAGCUUCAAAUCAUCGAAGCUCGUGAGCUGGCUCAUGCACCUACGCGUAUGAUUAGAAUGCCGGAAACGGUCGUGUAUAUCAAGAUUGAUGGCAACGUCGUCUUCCGUUCGCGCCCAACGCGCAACGACAAGUGGCUCGAGGAAUGCGAGAUCCAUGUGACAAAGGCGUCCGAAAUAGAGAUUGACAUUUAUGACGAGAGUCUUGAACGACGAUUGCCAAUUGGUAUCCUUUGGCUCAAGAUCACCGAUAUUGCCGACGGUCUUCGCAAGCGCAAGAUCCAACAGGAAAGUGGCUCUGGAUGGGUUUCUGCUGAGGUGGCUCAGCAACGUACUCAGGACAGUCUCCAAAGCAGUGGUAGCAGUACUCUUGGUGGUAGUCACCAGCCUAUUCCCACCCAGCCCAUGGCUGUUCAGGCAACACAGGAGGGUAUUGAAGCUUGGUUUGAUGUCGAACCUUUGGGUGAAUUAGCACUUCGUCUCAACUUUGUUCGUGAGACUGCUGGCCGUCGUCCGCUCGAUAAGCUGGGUCGUGUGGGUGCUGUCCGUCAGCGUGCUGGUGAAGUUCACGAGAUGAACGGCCAUCAAUUUGUGGAAAAGAAGUUCUACAACGUCAUGAAGUGCGCUCUUUGCGCCGAUUUCUUGGUCAACAGUGGCUAUCAGUGUGAAGACUGUGAGUACACUUGCCACAAGAAAUGUUAUGGCAAGGUUGUCACCAAGUGUAUCUCCAAGUCGUCCUCGGAUUUGGACUCGGACGAGGACAAGAUCAACCACCGGAUUCCCCAUCGUUUCGAGCCGAUCACAAAUAUCGGUGCCAACUGGUGCUGUCACUGUGGUUACAUGUUGCCUCUUGGCUCGCGUGGUGCAAAGAAAUGCUCUGAGUGUGACAUUACCUGCCACACCAAGUGUGCUCAUCUUGUGCCUGAUUUCUGUGGUUUGUCCAUGGAGCUGGCCAAUCAAAUGCUGGCCGAGAUGAAGGCUGCUAAGCGCAAGACGCUCGAGACGGGUCCGACUAGCUCGUCGUCCAGUUCGUUGAAGCCUCAGCAGACGCCUCGUCCUGACGAUCAGAUUUCGGUACCUGACCGUUCGAGCUCUGGAUCUAUGCCAUCCACUGCUUCCGAAACAAUUUCGUCACAAUUCUCUCAUUUGUCGUUGCAGCAACAGCAACAGCAACCACCGCCACCCCAGCCUCAGCAACCACAGCAACAACAGCAUAUGCCUCCUCCCACAAGCCCAUCCAUGAACCGACCUCAUCCUCAAUCACCUGGUAGCAUGAGCCCUGGUCGUGUUAACAUGCCACCACCGGGUCCACCCCACAUGAUGGGAGGCGGAUCCCCUGGACAACAACACCAGCAGCCACCUUACUCACAGUACCCUGGCGAUCCCAGGUUCCAGCAACAACAGCCACCACAACAACAACCUUACCCACUACAGCCCAGACCGGCCAUGCCACAGCAGCCCCAAUCGCCGUAUGCCCCGAUACCCAAUCCUGCCGUUAUGGGACGCCCACCUUAUCCUCCACAGGGUGUUCCUGGUCCACAUCCUCCCCAUCCCCAACCGCCGAUGCAGCAGCCUUAUCACCCCUACCCGACAGAUAUGGCUCCUAGACCGCCACCUAAACAAGCACAACCCGUGGCUAAGAAUGUGGGUCUGGAUGACUUUAACUUUUUGGCAGUGCUUGGCAAGGGUAACUUUGGCAAGGUCAUGCUGGCUGAAGAAAAGCACGACAGAAACUUGUAUGCCAUUAAGGUUUUGAAGAAGCGAUUCAUUAUGGAUAACGAUGAAAUUGAAAGUGUCCGGUCGGAGAAGCGCAUUUUCCAAGCAGCCAACCGUGAGCGACAUCCCUUCCUUAUUGGUUUGCACUCGUGUUUCCAAACCGAAUCGCGUGUGUACUUUGUCAUGGAAUACGUUAGCGGUGGUGAUUUGAUGUGGCAUAUUCAACGUGAGCCUUUCUCGGAACGACGUGCCAAAUUCUAUGCAUGCGAAGUACUUUUGGCGCUCGAAUAUUUCCAUAGCCAGGGUAUCAUCUACCGUGAUUUGAAGCUGGAUAACAUUUUGCUUGGCCUGGACGGCCACAUUAAGAUUGCCGAUUAUGGUCUUUGUAAGGAAAACAUGUGGUUUGGCUGCACCACCGGUACGUUCUGUGGCACGCCCGAAUUCAUGGCGCCUGAAAUCUUGCUCGAGCAAAAGUAUGGACGUGCGGUGGACUGGUGGGCCUUUGGUGUGUUGAUCUAUGAAAUGUUACUUGGCCAGUCGCCCUUCCGUGGUGAAGACGAAGAUGAAAUCUUUGAUGCCAUCUUGGAAGACGAAAUUCUGUACCCGAUCAACAUGUCUAGAGACUCUGUUUCAAUCUGUCAGCGCCUUCUGACCCGAGACCCGGCAAGACGUCUUGGUGCAGGUCGAUCCGACGCCGUUGAAAUCAAGGAGCAUCCUUUCUUCCGUGGCGUCAACUGGGAAGACAUGCUCAACAAGCGUGUGCCUCCACCUUUCUACCCUACCAUCACCAGCCGUCUCGACACAUCUAACUUUGACGAAGAAUUUACGCGCGAACGUCCUGCUCUGACGCCUAUCAGCUCCAACCUUAACCGCGUCGAGCAACAAGAGUUCCAGUCGUUCCCCUAUAUCGCCGAUUGGGUAGUAAAUGGAAACAACCAGCAGCAGCAGCCAGCGUGGUAAUCUUAGUAAUAACAGAAGCCCUAAAGAUCAGAAGAAUCCCCCCCCCCUUAUAUUUCCCUUUUAUUUUCACUAUUUCUUUUCUUCCAAAACACAUAUUCUGUCUCUCUCUCUCUCUUCCACACCAACGCAAUCCCUAAAAACGAAGACUCGUCCCCUUUUUAUUAUACUUUGUUUCUAUCCUCUUUUUCUUUCUUUUUCCCUUAUUACAAACUGUAUAAAAAAUAUAUUGACCUUAGGUUUCUCUUUCUUUUUUUGGAGCCUUGUGCGCGCACACCCUACUUCAGUGGAUGCCGAGACUAGGCAACACUAUGUAUUUUCGUAGCAUCCAUCUUCAAAAUAUAGAUGUCCUCAGAAUAGAACU